Camellia sinensis is the source of this 1201-nucleotide messenger RNA. RefSeq names its product transcription factor TCP9. Gene Ontology annotation, molecular function: sequence-specific DNA binding; DNA-binding transcription factor activity. The record is from RefSeq and is a predicted model, not a curated record. Gene Ontology annotation, cellular component: nucleus. Lineage: Eukaryota; Viridiplantae; Streptophyta; Magnoliopsida; Ericales; Theaceae.
UCAUGUACGGUACGUCCUAUUUAAUAUCCCAUGCUCUCUCUCUCUCUCCCGAUUUGAUUCGCCUAAGACUGAAUAUGAGUUCAGUACAGAAACAAUUGCUCGAUGAAGACGACGAUAAACGAACCCUUGAUCUCAUAAUCAACUCUCAAUCUCACACAAACCACCACCACCAACCACCUCACGCGGCGGCGGUAUCUUUGAAGCAAGAGCCAUAUGCGGAGGGGAGGCCUCAGCCGCCGCAUACGAUGUCCCCGGCGGCGACGCCCAUGCCGGUAUCGAUUCCGAAGCGGGCGGCUUCGACGAAAGACCGCCACACGAAGGUGGAGGGCCGGGGACGGAGAAUCCGCAUGCCCCCCACCUGCGCCGCUCGGAUAUUCCAACUCACCCGAGAACUCGGCCACAAGACCGACGGCGAAACCAUCCGGUGGUUACUUGAACACGCCGAACCCUCCAUCAUCGCCGCCACCGGCACCGGCACCAUCCCCGCCGUCUCCACCUUCUCCGCCACCGCCUCCACCACCACAAAGAAGAAACGCAACGCCGAUUCAACCUCCUCCUCCGGCCUCGCACCACUAGGCGGCGGAGCAACACCACCACCCACCUUCGUUCCCAUGUGGGCCAUACCAUCGAAUGCAGCACCGACAUUCUGGAUUGUUCCGCCAACAGCCUCGACUAUUCAGCAGCAACCCCAAAUAUGGAGUGCGUUUCCGAUCACAGCAACUCCAUUUAUUAACAUAUCAGCAGCAGCAGCAAGACCCAUUUCACAUCCGCCAUUAGAACUUUCCUCAGUCGCUACGAGCUCUACAGUCGGGGCUAAAAGUGAAAACAGAGAAUCAACAACAAUGGCAUCUACGCUGAGAGAUUUUUCGGUAGAGAUUUACGAUAAACAACAGCUUCAGUAGUAAUUCAACAGGAGAUUUUCCGGCGAAGAUUCGGUUGAGAAUGGCACGUGAGGAGAUUGAUAGUGGUGCACGUAUGAAGUUGGAUCAGGUUAGGUUAGGUUGGGUGGAGAGAGAGUUUGUUAUUGUGGGGCCAGGGCACACCAAAAGUGGUUGGUCAAUGGAGUAAUUAAAAUGAGAUUGGAUGGUCUCAACUGGGAGUUCAGAUCUUGUUUUUUUAUUUUUCUUUUUUAAGAUUUCUAUUUUGUAAAUUAUUUAUAAAAUAAUAAUUAAAUUCUACUUAUGAUAAUAGUUUCCUGCAA